AGAGGAAUAGGAAGUGAGCCGCAGAGGGAGGAGCUGAAGGCUGAAGUUUCAUUUUCUCCCAGCACUCACUCACAAACAUAAAGCUGCGUUGAGAGGCUUCCACUGACAUCCACUUACAGCUGGUCAUGGACUUCAUAGAGCCCAUCCUGUCCAUCGCCACAGAGAUCUACACCCUGGUGGAGAAUGUGAAGGCCAAUAAGAAGCGCUGCCAGCGUGUUUCUGAGCGAGUCAAAGCCCUGGUAGAGCUGGUGAGGUCCAUCAAACAGAGAGACAAGGAACAAAUCUCUGCCGACAUAAAGAAACCUCUCGAGGAACUCUGUAUCACUCUGAAAUCAGCACAGAAGCUCAUCGAGAAAUACACUAAGGCCAGCUGGGUAAAGCGCGUCCUGAACUCGGGCAGCCACGGAGACGAGUUCAACAGCGUGAACGAACGUCUCAAUGAUGCCUUUCAGGUCCUGUCUGGAGCUCUGCAGGUGGAGCAGGGGAACAUGUUGUACAAGGUGUUUGAGUUUACCUCCAGACAGAAACAAGACGAGGUGGACGGGAGGCAGGACGACAAAGAGCUGCAGGAAUUGCUCCUGGAACACAUGGUGAGGCAGCAGGAAGAAUUCGAACAACUCAGAAUGAGCGUGGAAAAGGUUGUGGAGAUCUUGAAUAAGCCCAGCAUCACUGAUCAAGACAUUCGGAUAAUCAAACCAGACGAGCUGAAGUACGAACAUCCCAAAAAACCCUUCAUGACAACAGGAACCUCAGAGGUCUACAGGGGAGAGUUCUGUGGGUUCCAGGUGGCCAUCAAGAGAUACACUGACCCUUUGAACACCAGCCUGAGUGAGGUGAAGUCUGUUUUCAAUAAGGAAGUUGAAACCAUGAAGCGGUUUGAGUCGCCCAACAUCCUGCGAAUGUUUGGCAUCUGUGUCCAGGAGGAGGAAGGUUCCAGCCCUCAGUUCCUCAUCAUCAUGGAGUACUGUGAGAGGGGAAGUCUGCGUCAGGUUCUGGACUCUAACAGCAAACUGUCCUGGACCAGGAAAGCUCGUAUGUGUCUGGACGCAGCCAAAGGACUCUAUCGGCUGCACCAGACAGAAGAGAAAUGUAAGGUUCACGGAUGCAUCAACAGCAGCAAGUUCCUGGUGGAUGAAGGCUACACAGUCAAGCUGGGAGGUUUUGAGCUGGCAAAAACCGAGACGUCGCUGAAGAAGUCGCUGAAGAAGUCGUCGAAGGAGAAAGAGAUCGGGUCCCUGUGCUACUCCACUCCUCAAAAGCUCAGCAACAUCAACUACAAGUACAGCAAAGAGUGUGAGAUCUACAGCUUUGGGAUCGUCAUGUGGGAAAUUGCAACCCGUAAGAGACCUUUUGAAGGUUUGUCGAGUCAGGAUAUCUAUCAGAAAGUGUUCCAAGAGAAAUAUAAGGAGCCGAUCCCCGACUGUCCUGAACCUCUGGAAGAGCUGAUCAACGCCUGCCGGGCCUACGAUACUUUCCAGAGACCGUCUGCUGGAGUGCUGGUGGAUAAGCUGCGCAACGUGGUGACAAACUUAGAGGAGUGAUCAAACUCUUCAUCCCUCGGGCGUUUCUGUCAUCCUCAGGAGGAGAAAUACUGAAACUAAACUACACCGACAACUAGGUUUACUGUAACUCUUGUAUAAACGUCUCACACUGUUGAAACCAGGGACCUUCUCAUGGAUCUGCGUGGUGUGUUGUUUUGUGAAAGGUUCUGGCGUCGGUUGAUGGCUGAUUUGUAAACAGCGAGCAAGUUAGUAGCAUGGAGCUAACGGUCCAAAUAAAAUAUAGGAACAUUGCAGAUAGUAACGUUAUUCUAAAUAUGAUUGUCAGUUAUUUUACAGCGUUCAGUGUUUGUCUCUGUUGGCUGCAGUUCACUGAACGACCACUGGUGGCGCUGUUAGUAACGGUUUAAUUAAAGUUACAUAUUGAACCUUUAAGUAGCUUGAGACGAAACAGAUGUGAUGAAUCGGGACUGAGCGCAGUGUGAACGCAGCCUUUUAUGGAGCAUUUAACUGUCACACAUGUACAAACCUUUUACUAACACGUCUCUUAUAAACUGUCAAUGACGGCAACUCUGAAAAUGCAACAACUGAAAAUACCUCCACCCAGUGGUUAACACUCAGUGUUACAACUAAUUCUCCUUUUGUUUCCUGAUUUUUAAAAACUGUUAAAAACUACAAAUCUUUGAGUCUUUAUGUUUACCAGGACCACAAAUUCUGGUGUUUCGUGCAACGUCAGUGCUGAUGUUUAAAUCCUAAAAUAUGAACAAAUAAAGACAAUAAACAAACUGAAA
This is a messenger RNA of Dicentrarchus labrax (European seabass), 2290 nucleotides long. RefSeq names its product mixed lineage kinase domain-like protein. Bases 126 to 1541 code for a protein of 471 amino acids. Lineage: Eukaryota; Metazoa; Chordata; Actinopteri; Moronidae. Gene Ontology annotation, biological process: cell surface receptor signaling pathway; protein phosphorylation. The record is from RefSeq and is a predicted model, not a curated record. Gene Ontology annotation, molecular function: ATP binding; protein kinase activity. The transcript has 11 exons.